CAAAUCCUCCGUAGUUCCAAAUUAAAUCUCUUUUUUUCUCAUGGUAGUAGGUUUUAGUCCUCUUACAAACUUUCGUUAUUGAGUUGGCCAUACAGUUCACAUGUUUCUAGCGAUUCACGUUGCAUCAUCACUUGAUACAAAUCUUAUAUACGAAUCGACAACGCACUAGAACAUCCUUGAUCAUUUAAUUUAUUUGAAUGAGAUUUGUAGUGCCAAUCCAACACAAGUCCUUUUUUUUUUUUUCAAUUGAAAUAUCUUUUGUUUUUCUGCUAAUUCAUCGGAGAUAUGCCGAGUUUAAUGGUGAAAGUUUAUAGCUUACUCUUCAAAUACAACUUUAAACACCGAUUACAAGCCUUAACCGAAUCCUCAACUCCCUCAACUCCAAACCCUUUUAACUGUGUCAUUUCACGUACUGAUGAAACAAUUACCACUUCUAAUCCUAGUCUCUCUAACAAUGAAGUUGCAACUAAGGACCUUCAUAUUGAUCCUUUAACUUCUCUUUCCCUCAGAAUUUUCCUCCCUCAAUCCUCUUUAAUUUCCACUGAAGGGGUUUAUGGGGGUUAUAUACCGGAUAAAAACGCAAAAAACUGCAAGAAAAUGCCGGUUAUAUUGCAGUUUCAUGGUGGUGCAUGGGUGAGUGGUGGUAAUGAUACAGUUUCUAAUGAUGUUUUUUGUAGGAAGUUGGCGAAAUCUUGUGAUGCUAUUGUGAUUGCUGUUGGAUAUAGGCUGGCACCGGAGAGUAGGUAUCCGGCUGCUUUUGAAGAUGGGGUUAUGGCGAUUAAAUGGUUAGCUAAACAAGCUAACUUGGCUGAAUGUAGCAGGUCCAGUUUGGAUAAAAGGAUUGUUAGUGGGCAAAUUGUUGAUGGAUUUGGGGCUUCUAUGGUUGAGCCUUGGUUAGCAGCUCAUCUAGACCCUUCAAGGUGUGUCCUUCUUGGAGUGAGUUGUGGAGCCAACAUCGCGAAUUAUGUCGCACGAUAUGCUGUUGAGGCAGGGAAACUUUUGGAUCCUAUAACAGUAGUGGCUCAAAUUCUAAUGUACCCAUUCUUCAUUGGCAACAUUCCUACACAUUCAGAGAUAAAACUGGCAAACUCUUACCUCUAUGACAAAGCUACAUGCAUUCUUGCUUGGAAACUUUUCCUCCUGGAAACAGAUUUCAAUCUGGACCAUCUAGCUGCAAAUCCCCUUGUACGGGGAAAAGAAACACCGUUGGACUUAAAGCAUAUGCCACCAACGCUUACAGUGGUUGCACAGUAUGAUUGGAUGCGAGAUAGGGCCAUUGCAUAUUCAGAGGAACUUCGAAGAGUGAAUGUUGAUGCCCCUCUUCUUGACUACAAGGAUGCUGUACAUGACUUUGCUACCCUUAAUGUGCUUCAGAAAACGCCUAAAGCUCAGGCUUGCUUAGAGGAUAUCUCAAUAUGGGUCAAAAAGUAUAUAUCCCUCAGAGGCAAUGAAUUUUCAUAUUGAGUGAGAAUUAGAGAGGAAAUGACACAGGUUCCUGCUCUUGUAGCAAUUUAGUUGCAAAGUGAAAUUUUUGUAGCAAUUUUCAUCCCUGUUAGAAGUUAAGACGUAAAUAGUUCAUUUAUUAAUUCAUGAUUAUUCUUUUAUGUAAUGUAUGUAGUGAUGUACAUAGCUUAAGACUUCAGAGGAAACACUGAAAAAUAAUGUAAUUUGCACUUUAAUGUAAAUUCCUAAAGUUUCCCUUUA
Lycium ferocissimum is the source of this 1704-nucleotide messenger RNA. RefSeq names its product probable carboxylesterase 16. The transcript has 2 exons. The record is from RefSeq and is a predicted model, not a curated record. NCBI's taxonomy places the organism in Eukaryota, Viridiplantae, Streptophyta, Magnoliopsida, Solanales, Solanaceae. Gene Ontology annotation, molecular function: hydrolase activity. The coding region runs from base 286 to 1464 and encodes 392 amino acids.